UUGUAUCAGAUGAAAUUUUUGUCCUUAAGCCAUGGUUAUUGAAACCUUAUGGUGGCAAGAGAUUACCACAAGACAAUGAAAUUUUUAAUUACAGACCUAGUUGCUGCAGGCGAACAAUAGAAAACAGUUUUGGUAUCCUUGCAGCAAGGUGGAGGAUUUUUCGCCGCCCAAUCAAAGCCAAGCCACAAACAGUUGACUUGAUUAUAAAAGCAUGCUUAUGCCUACAUAAUUAUUUACAGCUGACAUCCAAUGCCCAUUACAUCCCAGCUGGUUUUGUCGAUGCUGAAGAUAGUACAGGUAAUUUCAUACCUGGUAACUGGAGAAACAUUACUACGGGUGACAUUGGUGCUAUGGAAGCAUUUACAGUUGGAAGAGCAAAUAACAGAUCUUCCUUUGAAGCUAAUGAAGUUCGAGAAACAUUUAAGAAAUACUUCAUCAACAGAGAAGGAUCCUUAUCAUGGCAGGUUAAUUAUGUAAAUAGCUUUGGAAGUUAA
This is a messenger RNA of Paramuricea clavata, 494 nucleotides long. Lineage: Eukaryota; Metazoa; Cnidaria; Anthozoa; Malacalcyonacea; Plexauridae. The record is from the annotation of a GenBank genome assembly.